Molecule: messenger RNA, 1086 nt
Organism: Penicillium malachiteum
Lineage: Eukaryota; Fungi; Ascomycota; Eurotiomycetes; Eurotiales; Aspergillaceae
Product: WD40 repeat domain-containing protein
Exons: 5
Coding region: 1-1086 (361 amino acids)
Cellular component (GO): catalytic step 2 spliceosome
Molecular function (GO): RNA binding; protein binding
Source: RefSeq, a predicted model, not a curated record
AUGUCGGGUGAAAAGCGCCCCGCUCAGGAGGCCUUUGGGUCUUGGUCUUCCAGUCAAAUCGUCGUGAAAAGAAAGAAGUCCGAUGCCGACCUCAACCCCGGUACGGCUAUUGUCAAGGGCUCUUCCCAGAGUGGAGCUCUUGUUCAAGCUGUCCCCCGUACCAGCGGCCUCGAGGCCCCGAUUAUGGAACUUACUGGUCACUCGGGAGAAGUCUUCGCGGUUCGAUUUGACCCUACUGCACAGCACAUUGCCUCCGGUUCAAUGGACCGGUCCAUUUUGCUCUGGAACACAUACGGAAACUGCGAAAAUUACGGUCAAUUAACCGGUCACAAGGGCGCCAUUCUCGACCUUCAAUGGGCGCGCGAUUCGAGAGCGCUUUUCUCAGCAUCAGCAGAUAUGACACUCGGAAGUUGGGAUUUGGAGACUGGACAACGCGUGCGUCGUCAUGUAGGCCAUGAGGAGAUUAUCAACUGUCUCGACAUUAGCAAGCGCGGGCAGGAGCUGCUGGUGAGCGGCAGUGACGACGGUUGCAUAGGCAUCUGGGACCCACGCCAAAAGGAUGCGCUGGAGUAUCUGGAAACUGAGCUUCCCAUCACUGCAGUGGCACUCUCAGAAGCAGGCAAUGAGAUUUACAGCGGAGGCAUUGACAACACAAUCCAUGUCUGGGACCUGCGCAAGAAAGCUGUGGUUUACUCCAUGGCUGGACAUAACGACACUAUCACUUCUCUUCAAAUCUCUCCUGAUUCACAGACCCUCCUUUCCAACUCCCAUGACUCGACUGUCCGAACAUGGGAUAUCAGACCCUUUGCUCCUACCAACCGCCUGGUCAGGACGUACGACGGUGCCCCCGUCGGCCUAGAGAAGAACUUGAUUCGCGCCAGCUGGGAUCCCAAGGGAGAGAAGAUCGCAGCAGGAAGCGGCGAUCGCAGCGUUGUCGUAUGGGAUGCGAAAACUGGAAAGCUCUUAUACAAGCUCCCUGGUCACAAGGGUACUGUCAAUGAUGUGCAGUUCUCUCCUAACGAUGAGCCUAUCAUUGUUUCUUGCUCUUCGGAUCGCAAUCUCCUGCUGGGAGAGUUGGGCAAAUAA